This is a messenger RNA of Polyodon spathula (Mississippi paddlefish), 6504 nucleotides long. RefSeq names its product A-kinase anchor protein 2-like. The coding region runs from base 90 to 3983 and encodes 1297 amino acids. Gene Ontology annotation, biological process: regulation of cell shape. The transcript is spliced from 12 exons. NCBI's taxonomy places the organism in Eukaryota, Metazoa, Chordata, Actinopteri, Acipenseriformes, Polyodontidae. The record is from RefSeq and is a predicted model, not a curated record. Gene Ontology annotation, cellular component: membrane.
GUGUGCUGAAUUUGGAGGAAGGAAGCUCUUUCUGGAAAUAGAAAGCAUUUUCACAGCAGUCUAAGGGAUAUAAAGUGAAAGGCUCCACCAUGAGCAUUCCUCUGUGGAGGAAGCCCCCAGCAUUAGAGAUGGCUGAGGCAGAAUUACACAAGGAAAGGCUUCAAGCCCUAGCAGAAAAAAGAAAGAGGCAAAUGGCAAUAGAAGAUAAGAGAAGGCAGCUGGAAGAUCUCAUACUGCAGCUGCAACAUUUAAAGUCCAAAGCGAUGAGAGAGCGGUGGCUUUUGCAGGGAGCUCCAGCAGACACUGCAGAGGAGGAGGAACACCGGAGGAGACAGACAGAGGAAGACGAGUUCAAGGUGAAGAAACUGGAGGACAACAUCCAUAGACUUGAGGGAGAAAUAGGGCAACUUGAGAGAGAAGAAUCCCAGAUUUCUGCCAAAGAACAGAUUCUCAGAGAAAAGCUCAGAGAGACAGAGAAAUCCAUUGAGGACUUGCAAAAGAGUUUCAAGAAGCAAGAUGGAGAUGCAGUGAAUUACGUUUACUCCCAGAUCCCUGACCUCCCUGAGCUUUAUUCCCAAACAGCAGAGGUGGCUUCUGGGGACAACAGACUCCCAAAGAAGGCUGCAAUGUAUGCUAUGGAGGUCAGUGUGGAGAAAGACAAACAGACGGGAGAGACCAAAAUCCUCUCCACCUCUGCUGUAAGUCCAGAAUGCAUCCACCAGAGAGGAGUCAAGGUCUACGAUGACGGCACCAAAGUAGUGUAUGAGGUCCGCUCAGGAGUAGGCACAACCACCAUGGAAAAUGGGGUUCACCAGUGGAGCUCCUCUGAUGUAGAUAAACUUAUCCAUCGGGUUGAGCAGUCACAGACCAUCGGGGUCUCUGAGAGGGGGGCUGUAUCUCCCAGGGCCCCAGCCACAGCUGCCAGUGGCAAUCUGGGACAGCAGAAGGAACAGAUUGUUCAUAAGGAAGCCAAGCUAGAGAUGGUGCACAACCCAGAAAAAGGGGGGUUUGGGAAUCCCAAGAACGGUUUUGACGAAGUGACCGACGCACCUGAUGCCACCUCAGAGAAGCCCGUGACCAUGAUCUUUAUGGGGUACCACAACGUGGAGGAUGAAGAGGAAACAAAGAAGCUGCUUGGCUACGAUGGAACCAUCAAGGCCGAGAUUGUGCUUAUUGAUGAAGACGAUGAGAAGUCUCUGAGGGAGAAGACAGUUACCGAUAUUUCCACCAUGGAUGGCAACGCUGCUGACCUGGUCUCUGGGUGGCCACUGUCUGACACUACCGAACCUUCCUCGGAAGGCAAAGAUGAAAGCUUGGCCAAGGAGGCACCACCAGCAGGUCCAGAGGCUGCCUCUCCUUUGCUGGUGAUUGUGGGGAAUGAAUCUUUUAUAUGUGGACCUGCAUUCCCACAGCAGUCUUCUCUGAAAUCUUCCUCCAAAAGCCCAGAGGAUGACAAUAAAUUAAAGGAGAAAGGCUUAAAGAGUGUCAGUUUCCUGGAUUCAGUUAACAUAAUCUCUGGAAGCAAACACAAAAUGGAAUUUGAAGCCCCUUUUUCAGAAUCCCGGUCAGAGAACCAUCAUGGCUGUUUUCCUACCAAUGGUCAAAACGGCUUGAAAACCAGACAUGAGUCACUGGACAGUGAUGUCGCCAAGGAGAUCCAAUAUUUGGAUGAGGUCCUGGAGGCCAACUGCUAUGACUCGGCUGCAGAGAACCCUUUUAACGGAACAUCCUCUCCAGAACCAAAUUCAAUCACAGUCGAUAACUCUGGACCAUCAGUCUACGUUUCAGGUGAAUCUUCAUCUACCAAUGAAGUAAUAGUGGUAGGCAGGAAGCAGACAGAAGCUACUUUUAUAGAGAACCAGGAUACCAACCAAGUGAGACCCAACAGUCACAAUUUAAUUGAGGAGUCUUAUUCCUACAUGCUUCAAAGGGUAUCUGAUGAGCCAACCUUAACAACUAUCAAGAAAGAGGCCAAGUUUGAGCUGCGGGCUUUCCAGGAGGACAAGCCAUCUAAGCUCUUUGAUAGUAGUUUAGAGAAGGCAAACGUUCGAAUAAAAAAGAUUCGUCCUGCAGAGGAGGUAGCAGAACUAGAACGGGAGCGGAGAGAGCUUAUCAGGAGCCAGGCUGUAAAGAAGAAUCCGGGUAUUGCCACAAAAUGGUGGAACCCACCCCAAGAGAAGGCAGUAGAGGAACAGCUAGAGCCUGACCAGCUGGAGUCACAUAAAAAGUAUGAAGAACGCAAGCAGAAAAAACCUCAAGUAGUAAGUGUGCCACCAACGUCACCCAAGCAGACAUCGGCCCCCUUUGUGCCACCAGAGCCCAUGAACAUCAACAAGGAAGCCAUAGUGACAGAACAGAUUGACUUCUCAGCAGCCAGGAGGCAGUUUUUAAUGAUGGAGCCCACUAAGCAGCCUAGCGCUUCAAGGAGAACUGUGGCUCCCAAACUGUAUUCAGCCAAGCCAUUUUCCAAAGCAACCCAGUCGGCCCAAAUGGAGAGGCCAGUGAGCUUAAUAACAGUGACAGGGACUGUUUCUAGCCAAGGCCAGGCUACGCAGGACAAUGAAGUGACCACAAUCAAAGCUGAGAAAAUAUAUUAUGUACCAGAUGAUCAAGAUGAAGAUGAAAAGGAAUCGCCAAAUGUUUCACCAAGUAUAGCAGGUAAUGGAUUGAAAGAGGAGCAAGUUACCAAAACAUGGGAAGACGACAGAGAUUUCAAAUGCGCCAGAGCAGUGAUGACUAUUCUGAAAGAGGAGGAUUAUGAUAUGUCAUAUCCAUAUCCGCGGUCAGAUAAUGUCUCCUACCAUCCAGAAGAGCUUGACUCUGGCUUGGAUGACCUAUCUCUCAGAUCACAGGACACCACAGUGUUAGAAACUUUGUCCAAUGAUUUCAGCAUGGAUAACGUGAGCGAUAGUGGUGCUUCAAAUGAGACAAUGAAUGCCUUCCUGGAGAACUCAAUGGGAGAUUUCUCUUUGCCAUCUACUCCACAAGCCAUGACUCCGGUUGACUGCAAAAUGGAAGAGGGGGCCAAAUCAUCAAGUGAGCAUAGCAUCUCCCCCCUCCAGUCCACCUACCAAGGUGCCCUGCUGACAGAGGAACAGCUGGAGUAUCAUGCAGGGAUUCUGGUACAAAAUGUAAUUCAGCAAGCCAUUGCUCAGCAGAGCGAUGGAAGGGACAUUAAAACUCAGCAAGCCCUGGAACAGCAGCCUUGCAGCCCCACUAAACAUGUGAAAGAAGUUGAGCAGCAACCCACCCCUGAAGAAGAAGCCUCCAAGUUUGAGCCACACCAGGUGUCGUCUCCAGUGCAGGAAAAUAAGGACAUUAAGCCAGAGAUCUCAGUUGAGAGACUAGACCUUGGGAACAGCUUCCAGCACCCCCUGGUGGUACCUUCCAGUCAGCCUACCUCAACAGAUGACAGACAGGCGUUCAGCUACUUCAGUAAGUACUCCGAGGCAGCUGAGUUGAGGAGCACAGCUGAGGCAGUGAGAAUGCAUGAGCCAGAGGUCACCGCUGGGCCUUUCAAGGUACGCUCUAGGAAGCAAAGAACUCUCUCCAUGAUCGAGGAGGAGAUCCGCGCGGCCCAGGAACGAGAAUAUGAGCUGAAGAAACAGCGUCAAAGUCUCAGCACUGCACCAAGCCCCACCAAGAAGAGUGGACAGGGUUUACCCACCAAAACAGUGUUCACUGGGAAGACAGCUCCAGGCAAGAUUGAGAAGAUUCGCCCUGCUCCUCCUGCUUUCCCCUCUGCUGAAGGCCCACUCCCAUCCCCGCUGCCUGACUUAGGAGGUGAGGAUUCUGAGGGCAACCAGAGAUCCAAAAACUACAUGCAGACCCUCAUGGAAGACUUUGAAACACACAAAACUAAACGACGGGAAAAGAUUGACGAAACAAGUGUUUUGGAUGCGACGAGGGUGACACGCAGGAAGAGCUCAAUGGCACUGCGAUGGGAGGCUGGGAUCUAUGCCAACCAGGAUGAGGAGGAAUAACCUUUCCGUCCCACAGACACACAUGCACCCCUCCGCACCCCUUGACAAUCACAGAGCUGCAGAACCAGGACUGGACAACCUUCACCUAAAUAUUUAUUUUAGCUAGGCUUUCCAUUAGAAGAGAACGACUGACUGACCGACAAAGUGGGACUGACUGAUGAACUGGGAUUGCCGACGCACACGACAAAAAAAGGCUUUCUUGCUUCUCAAUAAAAAUCACAAGAACCAUGCAAAGGACGGGAAACUUGUAACUGCUACAGAGGACACAAUUUUGUUUUUCAGGUUUUAUUUUUUUUUUAAAUUGUAUUUCUUCUUGGUUUCUUUUUUUUAGUACUUUUUUAGAAAUGCUGGGAAAGUGCAAAGAAAGACUGCAAAUAGAAGAGCUGUGUCUGUGUGGAUGGGCUCAUUUUGUGAUUCCUGAAACCUACCCGGCCUAUCUCAUUCAUCCCUACACCAGGAUCUGAAGCUCUGUCUAGGGCACAACAGUAACCACAGCAACCAUUUUAGACAGUGUUAUAUUAUAUUAAGGAGACAUUAUAUUUUGCUGGGAAUGUACUAGUGUAAGAUAAAAAAAAAAAGCCAGCCUGAGUGAUACAAAUGCCUGCGAUCAGCUUUUUUAAGCUGUUCACGAAGGCUGUCUCUUUAAACAGUCCUAAAACACAGAUUUGUAAAUGCCAUUCAGAGGGCUAAUUUGGGCUUACAAACAUGGAUUCAGGCAGGGACUCAUUAAUAGUAUCCCUUUGGGUUGGUCUGGAUACAGUCGCGCAUUCAUAUAGUAUGCUAUAUAUAAAAUAUAUACUCAUACCACUUCAUUAAUAUCAGCACAAAAAACAAGAUCUGCCAUAAAAAAUAUCAUAAGUCAUGCAACACAAGUUGACCACAUUAACUGGGUCAGCUAGGCUAUAAACUAUAUGGCCACAGCCAGCCUCCAUCAGUUUAUUGUUGAGCAGGUUCAGUUUCAGUGUGUGUAUCUGUACAUAUAUACAAUUCACCAUCUGUCAGUGGUGCUAGCAGAACAAGGGCAACACAGAUAAGACAAAGGCAAAGUCAACUUCUUCUUUGAGUUGACUUUACAAUUUCAACUCAACUGCUACUUCCUUAAAGAAAAUUGGAAGCUACCACAGUAAUAAUACUAAGUCCAUUAUAUUGCAUUGUAAUCCAUAAUUGUAUGCAGUAAUUUUCAAUAGUAGUAUAAAAUACACUGCCUUAAAAGUAUGCCAUAUCCAAAAUAAAGCAUUUUAUUGUAAAGGUGUACUAUGGAUGAUAUUCAAACUCAUGCCACUAAAUCCACACCAUUUUCAUGUUAGACGCCUGCUGUUAUGAAGGCACCUGUUCCCUCACAAUAAACACAUUGACAUUCUUGAUAAAGUACUUUCAGAGGGUGGUCUGUUGUUGUAGGUUGGCAGAUUUGUACAAAAACAUUUUUCUUUUCUUUUCUUUUUUUUAAAAUAGUUUUCCUGCAAUUAAGCUGGGUUUUUACUCAUAAUUUAUGCUCCUGUCAUUCUAACCAUGCUGCUAUCAUUCUAACUCUGUGGCAAAUGCAGAGUCUAUAAAUAUUAUAUUGAAAAACAACUUAUAUGCAUAAUCCUACACAUAUACACCGGUAUUCGUUAUAUUAUAUAAGUAUACUUUCUGUAUCAAAUAUCAGUAUUUAUUUGCUUGAACAUAUGUUAUAUAGAGCUUGAAGAAAAAUAAUGAUGGUCAUUGGAUGCAAUUAGCAAAGAAACUUCAUCUAUGACAUGAAUGGAGGCCACUGACUUGAGACCUGAUUGCUUUUCCUCAGUACAAGUGAGUCAAUCUCUGGGUUUAGAAUUGCCAGCCACGUAAAUCUGGGUUUUCUCAACAUCUAAAAGCAGCUGUCACAGUUAAUGCAGUAGGCCCUGUUAUAUAUGUUGCAUUGUGUUCAUUACUGGUGUAUAUUAAAUGACAGUAAAACGUAAUGAAACCCUUGCCCUCAUUAAAACAUAUCCAAUAAAGACACCCUCCCUUCAGAAAGCAGCUUUCACUAUUCUACAAUAUAAUACCUUUUCACUUUUUAUCACGUUUUGUAAGGGCCGUUAUUGGUUGCCAUGAUAAUUUGAUGGUGGAAAUGGGUUAGGCCAAAACAGGAAUGUGGAUUUUUAAUUCCAGUUGAUCCUUGGGAAUGAUCCAAAAUCCCAAAGGAAAGAACCUGCACUUCCAUACUCAGUUUCACACUGAACAUAUAUUAAAUUUAGGUAGCCUUUAGAUGUACCUACUUCUUUAUGACUUGGAGCACCCUACAAAGUCACCAAUCAAGUGACCAAUGAAGUGGAUGAGGAAAUUGGAUGAACGCCGGCCCAGGACGUCAAAAUGGACACUUGGCAAAUCCCCAAAAGACACAUUGAACACGAUUAUCAUAAAUCUUUAAAUAUGGCAUCACUUUUCAAGGGAUUCCUUACCAUAUUGCAAUAAAUGCCUUUUGCACCCAACCUUGAAACUUGUGUCGGACAUUGACGCACUUUUAUCCGUUGCAUGAAGAAUAUAUAUAUAUAUAUAUAUA